Terrapene triunguis (Three-toed box turtle) is the source of this 4858-nucleotide messenger RNA. It is a transcript of the gene NELFB, whose product is annotated as negative elongation factor complex member B. Bases 18 to 1751 code for a protein of 577 amino acids. The transcript has 13 exons. The record is from RefSeq and is a predicted model, not a curated record. Gene Ontology annotation, cellular component: NELF complex; nucleus. NCBI's taxonomy places the organism in Eukaryota, Metazoa, Chordata, Testudines, Emydidae. Gene Ontology annotation, biological process: negative regulation of transcription elongation by RNA polymerase II.
CCGCGGAGGCCGCCGCCAUGUUCGCGGGGCUGCAGGAGCUGGGGGUGGCUAACGGGGAGGACCUGAAGGAGACGCUGACCAACUGCACCGAGCCGCUCAAGGCCAUCGAGCAGUUCCAGACAGAAAAUGGAGUCCUCCUGCCCUCUCUCCAGUCUGCUCUGCCAUUCUUGGACCUCCAUGGUACUCCUAGGCUGGAAUUUCAUCAGUCUGUAUUUGAUGAGCUGAGAGAGAAAUUGCUAGAGAGAGUUUCAGCCAUUGCCUCGGAAGGAAAGGUUGAGGAAAGAUACAAAAAGCUGGAGGAUCUGCUGGAGAAAAGCUUUUCCUUGGUCAAGAUGCCGUCUAUACAGCCUGUGGUGAUGUGUGUCAUGAAACACCUGCCCAAGGUCCCUGAAAAGAAACUGAAGUUAGUGAUGGCGGAUAAGGAUUUAUACAAAGCAUGUGCCGUGGAGGUGAAGCGCCAGAUCUGGCAGGAUAACCAAGCUCUGUUUGGCGAUGAGGUGUCCCCAUUGCUGAAACAGUACAUCCUGGAGAAAGAAAACACUCUCUUUAGUAAUGAUCUCUCUGUCUUGCACAACUUCUUCAGUCCCUCUCCAAAAACGAGACGUCAGGGAGAGGUGGUUCAGAAGCUGACCCAGAUGAUUGGGAAGAAUGUGAAGCUAUAUGACAUGGUGCUACAGUUCCUAAGAACAUUGUUCCUUCGGACAAGGAAUGUCCAUUACUGCACGCUACGGGCAGAGCUCCUGAUGUCACUGCAUGACCUGGACAUCAGCGAGAUCUGUACUGUUGACCCCUGUCACAAGUUCACCUGGUGCUUAGAUGCCUGCAUUCGGGAGAAGUUUGUGGAUAACAAGAGAGCUCGAGAGCUGCAAGGGUUCCUGGACGGAGUGAAGAAAGGACAAGAACAAGUAUUGGGAGAUUUAUCAAUGAUCUUGUGUGAUCCCUUUGCCAUUAACACCUUAGCUCUGAGUACCAUACGGCAUCUGCAAGAGCUGGUUGGGCAAGACACCUUACCCAGGGAAAGCCCAGACCUCUUGCUGCUGUUAAGGAUGCUGUCUCUGGGACAGGGGGCCUGGGACAUGAUUGACAGUCAAGUCUUCAGGGAGCCUAAAAUGGAACAUGAGUUGAUCACCAAGUUCUUGCCAAUGCUGAUGUCCUUUGUGGUGGAUGACUACACAUUCAACGUAGAUCAGAAACUGCCAUCAGAAGAGAAAGGGCCAAUUCCCUACCCCAGCACCAUUCCCGAAGCUUUCACCAAAUUCCUCCAGGAGCAUAGAAUAGCCUGUGAGGUUGGGCUAUAUUACAUACUUCACAUAACUAAACAGAGGAACAAGAAUGCUUUUCUCAGGCUCCUGCCAGCACUAGUCGAGACAUUCAGUGACCUGGCCUUCAGUGAUAUUUUCCUGCACCUGCUCACCGGUAACCUCACGUUGCUGGCUGAUGAAUUUGCGCUGGAGGACUUCUGUACUAGUCUCUUCGAUGGCUUCUUCCUCACUGCCUGCUCAAGAAAAGAGAAUGUCCAUAGACACAUGCUAAGAUUGCUACUUCACCUGCAUCACAAAGUGGCACCAGCCAAAUUAGAAUCACUCCAGAAGGCUUUGGAACCUACCAAGCAGAGCGGCGAAGCUGUGAAGGAUCUUUAUAACCAGCUCAGCGAGAAACUGGAGCUUCGCAAACCCAGUCCAGCCCAGGUGGCUGAAACUCCAUCCAUGGAACUGACUUUGCCCACAGUGCCCACCCCAGCCUCGCUCUGAGCCACAUGAGCGGGACUCUGAGCUAAGAGAAACUAACCUUUGCGUCCUGCAGAGUGGAGGCGUUUCAAUGUGUCUCUGGCUACCAUGGUGGAAACUUACCUAAAGCCACUGAGCCUUUUGCAGAAGCAGGACAUUGUCAGACACUGCAGUUUGUCCUUGAGCACUGUCUCUUGCUGGCUAGAAGGCUCAGUAUGCAGUGUAUUGCAUAGGUUUACUUUGCCUAAGGAUAGCUAGGUGGCUUCUUGUGGAUCUACUCAGCUUGUAUGAUUUUUUUUUUUCCAAAAGACAAGUCUUGUUUUUAAACUUUGUAUCUUCUUGCAUUUUUAGACUUAGUUUUCUGGGGCAGUAAAAACCCAGUUGUGUAAUCAGGCAGAGGGAGCGAACCCUUGAAGUCUGAGCAAUUUCGCGCUUUGUCCCCAGCUUGCUUCUUUGGGUCUUUAAAGCUGAGAGAUGGUUCUCAACAAAAGGGAACAAGGCUGCAGAUUUUAUACUUUGUUCAAAACUGGUGCUUCCCUGUGACCUCAUGGAGACCAGGGCUGUGCAUACCUGUUGGUCAAUCCCCAUGGGAGCAGGACAGGCAGGGCGGGGCCUAGUUCCAGCUCCCUCGUUGGGUUUGUGGAUCACUCUCAGACAUAGUGGGCAACAUAGUUGAGGUGCACCUGGCAAGUUAGGCACCUGCUUCUGAUGUCAGGGGUUGGCUGUUCACCAACCUGAUCCCCAGCUUAUUCCACGGCAACUGGUAAUUGGCAGUCGUCCCAGACCUUGGACAGCAGCCCAGGUAGGAAGGAGAGGAGAGGGUUGGAAAAGCUCAGGAGUUUCAAUUUAAAGGCUGCUUUUUGUGAACCCAGAGUCACAGACAGGCUGCACCUCCCAUCCCUCUCACAUCUCCCCUCAAUAUUUGUACCCAUCUCCCAAGCUUAGGCUGGUUGGCUCUCUUUGCACUGAAGAGCCUGCACGAGGUCACCCCCCUUCAUCCCCACAUGAUGCUGCCCUGAUGCUGUGGCAGCAUCUACCAGGGCCAUCACUGGGACCCAGAAACUCAGGACAUUCAUUAGGAACGGGGCAGACGUGUUGAGUUGCUGCCAGCAGAUGACUGAAGUCCCCAGUCCAAAGUGAGCAGUGCCUGAUACUCCCUGUGGUCCAAAGACCAUAGAAUUGUAGGACUGGAAGGGACAUCAAGAGGUCUUCUAGUCCAGUACAGCCCAUGGCCAACUGCGGGACCCUUGAGGCUCCCUACUGGCCAAGCUGCCAUUUGCCACCUCUUGCGUCAUUGGUCGAGGGGGCUCUGGCUGCCUGCCACUGAAGUGGAGCAAUGGAACGCAGAUAUCAGUGUGGGCUGGCCCCUUGGAGGCUAGCUGCACUGAGCAGAGGGCCACCCAAGUCACCUCACUCCAUGCAUGUGGUGGUUAGUCACUUGGAGAUGGCUUGCAUGAGUCAACGUACCACCGGAGGGGCCAUGGGCUCAUAACAAGACUAUCCCUGCCCUCAGGAGCUUGCCACCUAAGACACGAGACAACAAAGGGCUGCACCAGAGAGACGGGAGUACCAGGAAACAGUGGUCAGCAUGGAAAGUAGCAGCCACAGCACAGCAGCUGCCUAACCACUGUCAAGUCUUUUUUGUAGACCUCACUGCAGAGGAAGAGCCUGCAGGAGGAAAGACCUUGCACCUGUUUUAUGGGGAGCUACUCCCAUGUUAGAGGGGUGGCAUGGGAGGAAGUGUGUGUAUGCCAGGAUGGGGUUUGCUAGAGCCACACACUCAAUUUCUACCUCCAGGACACAGCUCUAUAAUAAAAACACCUAGUUGUUCUCAAGCGCUUUCAUCACUAGCUUUUAAAGCGCUUUACAAAGGAGGUCAGCGUCAUCAUCAUCAUUCCCAUUUCACUGGGGAAACUGAGGAACAAAGCGUUGAUGUGAUUUACCUGAGGUCACCUAGCAGGUCAGUGGCAGAGCUGUGCCUAGAGCCCAGGUCUCCCAAGUCCCAGUCCAGUGCUCUCUCUAGUCUCUCCUUCCCCCCCGCUCUGGUGUACUGGGGCGAGGCCAUGCUUGGGGCAGUCACUCAGGAUUAGUGCUGCAGUAGCGCUAGUUGCUUUAGGACUCCUCCUGUCCCCCUGCUGCAGCACAACCCACCUCUGUGCUGCUACACCAGUAAUCCUGCUCCCAGUGCACCCUCGUCCCCAUUCCAUAUGCUGCUAACUACCCUGUGGCACAUCCCCUCCCUGGCCCCCUGUCAUCUGGGAAGGGAGAGCAAGGAGCGAUGGUAUCUGAGGCUGACUGCAGACAAGAGGGAGACCAUGGAUCUGAAGCUGUUGGAAGAGCUGCUCUCCUGCCAGAGUUUCCCCAGCUAGUAAGUCACUGAUAGUCGACCAGCCUGCAUGCUGGCCCCAUAUGGUUCCCCCCAGUGACCACCGCACACCCCUCUGUCCCAUCUCCCCAGCUGCUUCCCUUGCUUGGCCACCCUCCUUCCCUGGCUCGGGUUUGGUUGGGGAGGGGGCACCUUGGCAGCAGUAGAGAAUGGAAGCAGCUGCAUAAUCCAUACCCAGUCAGGUUGGCUUGUUGCAAAAGGAAAAGACAAAAUACAAAAUGUUGACGCUCAAAUAGCUUGUAUGAUGCACUGAUUGACGCAAUAAGGGUUAUGCCUUCAAAAUACUGAAGUUACGAAUUUCUUUGUUAAGUUACAGAAGAGCAAAAAGAAGGGAGACACUCUGGGUAGAGUAUCAAGAAUGGGCAAUUUUCAAAUAUUUAUUUUUUAAAAUUAGAUAAUUUUUCUAAAAGUGAACAGCCUAGAGAGUCUGCUGCUAUCCACAGCUACUGCUAUGCAGACUUGGAGAUGAAAACACUUUCAUUUUAUUGCCUGCAAUUACAAAAACUUCUGCUUUAAGGGAAAUCUCAACACAGCCUCAACUAGAAGUUGUGUCCAUGAUGCGUGUUCUUUCUCUCUCUCUCUCUCUGUUCCCCCUGGCUCUGAGUGCAGACUUCAGAACUCUGGUUAUUGCUUCAGAGUUCCUGUCUGCAGUGGAUCUUUUCCUUUCCUUUGGUCUUAAUACGUUCUUGUAUUGGAUCUUGCCAUACUUGACUCACCUGGCAAAAUAAAACUAGACUAUAAAGCA